Molecule: messenger RNA, 1736 nt
Organism: Anguilla rostrata (American eel)
Lineage: Eukaryota; Metazoa; Chordata; Actinopteri; Anguilliformes; Anguillidae
Gene: bzw2
Product: basic leucine zipper and W2 domains 2
Exons: 13
Coding region: 163-1476 (437 amino acids)
Cellular component (GO): membrane; cytoplasm
Molecular function (GO): protein binding
Source: RefSeq, a predicted model, not a curated record
AUCUUCCGAAACCCCCUCUUUUCAUGCAGUAUGGUUUCGCCCGCGGUUCCUUUUAAAAAUGGAAACCGAACAAGAAAAGCCGGGUUCUGGGGCGGUUGGGCUCUAAGACGCGGGGUGUCUCGUGGUUCUGGAGUGGGUCCGAGCUGCGGGUAACCGCGCGAUAUGGAACAGGUAACCAUGGUAACCGCGCGAUACAGGAACAGGACUUUUAUGAAUACCGGUAAGCAGCAGAAGCCAGUGCUCACAGGCCAGCGGUUUAAGACCAGGAAGAGGGAUGAAAAGGAGAAGUUUGAGCCCACGGUGUUCAGAGACACGAUUGUCGCGGGCCUCAGCGAAGCCAACGGGGACCUGGAGGUGGUGACCAGGUUCCUGGAUGUCGCCGGGUCCAGACUGGACUACCGUCGCUAUGCCGAAACGCUGUUCGACAUCCUCAUCGCCGGGAGCAUGCUCGCUCCUGGGGGAACACGCAUCGACGACGGGGACAAGACCAAGGUGACCAAUCACUGCGUGUUCACUGCGGCCGAGGACCAUGCCGCCAUCCGCAACUAUGCUCAGGUUUUUAAUAAGCUCAUAAGGAGAUACAAGUACCUGGAGAAGGCGUUUGAAGAGGAGAUCAAGAAGCUGCUGCUCUUCCUGAAAGCCUUCAGCGAAUCGGAGCAGACAAAGCUGGCCAUGCUGGUAGGAAUCCUGCUGGCCAAUGGGACGCUUCCACCUGCCAUCCUCACCAGCCUCUUCAGCGACAACGUCGUCAAGGAAGGGAUCUCCGCCUCCUUCGCGGUGAAGAUGUUCAAGGCCUGGAUGGCGGAAAGAGACGCCAGCGCCGUCACAUCUGCCCUGAGGAAGGCCAGCCUGGACAAGAGGCUCCUGGAGCUGUUCCCAGCCAAUAAGCAGAAUGUGGAGCACUUCUCUAAGUACUUUAACGAGGCAGGGUUAAAAGAGCUCUCAGACUUCCUGCGUCUGCAGCAGUCCCUGGGCACCCGCAAGGAGCUGCAGAAAGAGCUGCAGGAACGCCUGUCCCAGGAGUGUCCUAUACGAGAGAUAGUGGUGUAUGUGAAGGAGGAGAUGAAGAGGAACGCUCUACAGGAGCAUGCCGUUAUUGGCUUGCUGUGGAGCUGUCUGAUGAAUGCUGUGGAGUGGAAUAAGAAGGAGGAGCUGGUCACCGAGCAGGCCCUCAAACACCUGAAGCACUAUGCCCCCCUCCUGGCUGUGUUCAGCACUCAGGGCCAGUCAGAGCUGGUGCUCCUGCAGAAGGUCCAGGAGUACUGCUACGACAACAUCCACUUCAUGAAGUCCUUCUCCAAGAUCGUGGUGCUCUUCUACAAAGCGGACGUGCUAAGUGAGGACACCAUUCUGCGGUGGUAUAAGGAGGCUCAUGCUUCUAAAGGGAAGAGUGUGUUCCUGGAGCAGAUGAAGAAGUUUGUGGAGUGGCUGCAGAAUGCAGAGGAGGAGUCUGAGUCUGAGGGGGAGGAAGAUUAGUCGAGGGCUGCUGAUGUAUGCUUCCUGUGGCCUACCUGUCAAUCACAAGCCUCGUAGUGUCCUCUCCAGACUUGUAGACUUGUGUUGUCCUUCGAUGCCACGCAGACACUCUCCAGAAAUGUCCCCACAACUCCAGGGUAUACAUUAGAAGUAUGCACAAUGAGUCCAUAAAAGGUAUAUUGCUCACGCAAAGGACUCUUUUUACAAAAUGCUAUUCAGGUACAAUGAAAUCUCUUCAGUCUGUGUGCUUGUGUGUGUUU